AUGGUUCUAAACUCUCCCCAAGCAUCCCUUAGUCAAAUCUUGGUAGCAAGAAAGCAAAAUGAAACAAUUUCCGCAUCUUCGAUACGGGAAAGAAAAGACACCAUGGGAGCUGAAUCAAAGGGAACCGCCAAGGGAACCGCCCCAUCAACAGACGUAUUCGAAGAUGAUUCUAGACAGAGUAAUCUACAAUCGCGUGAUGAAAAGGAAUCGUCACCCAUUAUUUCCAUGCGGGGAUCAAAAAACCUCGAAAAGUGUCCUUCCCGUGAAUCCAACUCUACUGAGGAUUGUACCGUCGCAGAUGAUGAUAGUGCCAAAAGUGCGAUCCUGUCUCAACUGGAACAGAAGCGAUUGGCGCUAAGAAAUCAAAGGUUUUCUUUGGAGCAGCGGCUGUACGAGUUUGGAACUCAUUACAGUAUCAACUUUGAGUCCGAUACUAGAAAACCGAAUCGUCAAGUUCAAGACAUGAAAUGGCAAGACAAAAAGACUGGUAUGAGUGUCUUAUAUUCAGGCCCUUUGACUGAAGAGGAAGAACCUCAUGGAUCGGGAGUCCUGAAAUUUUUGGAUGGUCAAAUCUAUGAAGGCGAGAUAUGGCAUGGGGUGAGAUGUGGUCACGGAACGAAUACAUGGCCUGAUGGGCAAAACUACUGCGGGGAAUGGUCAGAAAACUCACGCAAUGGAAAAGGAAGGCACAGUUGGGAAGUACCAGGGGGAGGGCAAAAGGUUGUAACAGGAGAAUGGAGGAGAGGUCGGUUACAUGGCAGAAUUUCCUUUUCUUGGCCCGACGGAAGUUCGUUCGACGGGAUCGCAAUGAAUGGGAAGCGACAUGGACGUGGAGAGCACCGAUGGUCUUGUGGAAAGUUUUUCAGAGGACACUAUGAAAACGGAAAGGCUCACGGAUAUGGAGCUCUAACAAGUCCAGAUGGCACCUAUAGGGGCCAAUGGAAGUGUGGAUUGAAAGAAGGCUACGGUACAAUGCUUUGGAAAACAAGGGUUUACUCUGGUGAAUGGUUGAAGGAUAAGCCUCAUGGACAAGGUCGCGUGGUUUGGCACAAUGGAUCAACGUAUACUGGGCAAUUUUCAAUGGGUAGAUACGAUGGUGUUGGAGUCUAUGUAUGGCCCUCGGGGAAAAAAGUUGUGGCGCGGUGGGAAAAUGGAGUCAAGGAAACGUCAGAAUACUGUGUAUGGCCAGAUGGCACAAAAUAUGACGGGGAAUGCGAUUCAGACGGAAAGAAGCAUGGAUAUGGCGAGCUUACUUGGAGCAACGGUUCUUCAUACAUUGGCGCCUUUCAUCGAAACGUGAGACAAGGCCGUGGGAAGCUCAUCGGAACUGAUGGUGAGGUAAUCUAUGACGGUUUAUGGCAAAGUAACGAACCUAUAGACUGUUCGAUGGAGGACAUUAUGAACCAGCUUGUCGUGACGGAACUUGGUAGCCAUGAAGAAAACGACACAAAUGUGGAUGAGUUUUUCACUUGUCCCCAAAGGGGGUCCAGUGAGAAUGCGAUUCCAAAAUCUACACAAAAUGAUGGCAGCAAGUUGGAAACGCAGCUUCAGCCGACUGGUAAGUCUCGAAAAUAA
This is a messenger RNA of Cylindrotheca closterium, 1575 nucleotides long. NCBI's taxonomy places the organism in Eukaryota, Bacillariophyta, Bacillariophyceae, Bacillariales, Bacillariaceae. The record is from the annotation of a GenBank genome assembly.